UGUUUUUUUCUUUUUAGAAGUUUUAUAAUUUUUACUUUAUGUUUAGUUUUAUACCCUGUUUUGGGUAAAUUUUUAUACUUGGUACCAGGUCUAGAUACAAGUACAAUUUUUUUCUCAUAAAAAUAUCCAAAUUUUCCAGCACUAUUCUUGAAAAGACAACGCUUUCUUUACUGAAUUUCCUAUGCACCUUUGUAGUAAAUUAGUUGUGUAUGGGUAUUUAUAUGGACUCUGUUUUUUUCAACUUCUCUCUUUACCUAUCUUGAUGCCAAUACCACAUAGUCUUGAUUACUGUAGCUUUAUAAUCAAGUCUGGAACUUAGAAGUAUAAAUCCUGUGACAUUUUCUUCAAGUUGUUUUAUUUAUGCUAAAACAUAGUUAUUCUAGUUAUUCUUUGCAUUUCCACAUGGAUUUUAGAAUGAGGUUGUCAAUUUUCACACACACACAAGACACAAAAAAGCCAGCUGUGAUUUUGAUUGGAACUGAGUUGAAUCUACAUCAGUUCAAGGAGAACUUACAUGUAAAUAACAUUCUGAUCACUUCUCGGACUUUUGGCUAAGAUCAAGUGUAGUCUCCGUUCUUAUCAGUUUAAUAGCACUCUGUCAUCCAAUAUAUGAACGCAAUCUGUCUCUCCAUUUUUAUGGGACUUCUUAAUUUCUGUCUGUCAGCAUUAUUUUGUAGUACACAGGUCUUACGCAUCUUGUCAGAUUUACCCUUCUGUGUUUCAUAUUUUUGAUGCUAUUUAAGGUACUUUAAAAUUUCAGUUUUCAGUUGUCUGUUGAUAUAAUUUAGAAAUACAGUUAGUUUAUGUAUGAUGACCUUGUAUCUGGUAAUUUUGCAAAACCUACUUCUCAGUCCUAGUAGUUUUGUAGAUUCUGUCAUAUUUUCUACGUAGAUGAUUAUGUUAUUUGUAAAUCAGUGUAGUUUACUCCUUUCCAUUCUUCAUGUCUUUAAUUUAUUUUUCUUACCUCGUUGCACAGGCGAAAACAUCAGUGCAGUGAUGAAUUUAAGUGGUGAGAGUGGACAUCCUUUCCUUGUUCCUGAUCUUAUGGGCAGUGCUUUCCUCCUAAGUAAUGACAUUCUCCAGGAGCAUCCAUGUUGCUGCAAAUGGCGUUAUGUUGUCGGUUUUUAUGGCUGACGAGUUACCUGGAAGCGUGCUUCCUGCAGUCUGAGUUCCUGAAUGUGUUGGCACCAAGGUAUAAAAUGAUGAUCGUCAUGACCAACUUGGGCCUGUUGUGGAGAUGCAAGAUGCAAAAUAGUAACUUUGAACAUCAAGGGCUAAUUGCCUUUUACAACUCUACGAAGUUCAUUUCCUUAUAAGAAUUUCAAGUGGGCGGAAUGAUACAUACUCCAGGACACAAGCUGGUAGCUGAACCUUCACAGUUCUUUACAUUUUCCCGGGAGCAGUAGAAAAUGGACGUACGUCAGGGUUCAGUGUCAUUUGAAGACGUGACUGUGGAGUUCACCCAGGAUGAAUGGCAGUAUGUAGACCCUGCUCAGAGGACCCUGUACAGAGAUGUGAUGCUGGAGAACUACAGCCAUCUCAUCUCAGUGGGGUAUUGCUUUCCCACACCUGAGGUGAUUGUCAAGUUGGAACAAGAUGAAGAACCCUGGUCCUUAGAGGAAGAAUCCCUAAACCAGAGGUAUCCAGGAUGUUACAGAGUUGAUGUCCACAUUGAGGGGAACCAGGAAAAGCAAGAGAAACCUCUGUGGCAAGUAAUACUCAUUGAUAACAAAAUAUUAAGUAAAGAACAGCAGAAAGUUUUAGAGAAACCAUUUAAUCUCUGUAUAACUCAAAAUUCUUUAGGAAAAAUGGCCUGUAACUCUGACUCAUGUAGAAUGAAUUUGCCAGUUGUUUCUGAAUUAAUUAUUAGUGGUAGAAACUCUUCCAGAAAGAAGGUUGAUUCCAUGAAUGUGUGUGAAAAGUUGCAGCUGGUUAUUCAGCAUGAGAAAACUCUUACUAAAGAGCAGGCUUCUGAAUAUAACAGAAACGUGAAGGCCCUCGGUUACAUGAAAGAUCAUCAUACCUUUCAAACUCGGGAGCAAUCUUUUGAAUGCAGUGAAUUUGGAAAGGUUUUGCGCAAGAAGGCUGCCUGUGUUACAGCUGAGAGUUCACAAACAGAAGAGGAGUCCUGUAAGGAUAAUGAAUUUAUGGAAAACUGUGAUAAAGCAACUCUUUUUAACCACAGGAGAACUGGUAGAAAGGAGAAAUGCUUUGAUCUUAAUGAAUGUGGUGAGUCCUGCGACAGAAGCACUGUUGGGGAGUGCGGUGAGGUUCACACAGCUGUGACGCACUGUGAAGGUAAUGAAGGUGGGAAUAGUUGGGGCAGGAGUUCACUCCCCACUCAGCCUCAGAGAACUGUUACAGGACAAGGUGCUCUUGAAAGCAGUAAGAGGGAAGGAAACUUGAGCCACAGCUCUGCCCGUGUAGUACCUCAGAAGACACAAACUGGAGGUAAACUCUGUGUUUAUAAUGGAUUUACAAAUGCCUCCUACCAGAAAUUAGACCUUACAGUACAUCGGAGAACUCACACAGGAGAGAAAUUCUACCAGUGUGAUAAAUGUGGGAAAGCCUCCCAUCAGAACUCAGCCCUCCGUGUACAUCAGCAUUGUGACACAGGACAGAAGUCAUUUGAAUGUAUUGAGUGCAGGAAGUCCUUUUACCAUAAAGCACACCUCAUUCAGCAUCAGAGGAUCCACCCAGGGGAGAGAUCCUAUGAAUGUAAGGAAUGUGGAAACUCCUUUUGCUCAAAUUCGCAUCCCAUACAUUAUCCUGGAACUCUUACUGGAGUCAGUCUCUAUAAAUGUAGUGACUGUGAGAGAACUUUUGCUGAUAAUUCAACCCUCAGAGGACAUCAGAGAAUUCACACAGGAGAGAAACCCUUUGAAUGUAAUGACUGUGAGAAAACUUUUGCCCAUAAUUCAUCCCUCAGAGCACAUCAGAGAGUUCACACAGGGGAGAAACCCUAUGAGUGUAAUGACUGUGGGAAGACUUUUGCCCAAAAGACACACCUCAAUAUACAUCAGAGGAUUCAUACAGGAGAGAAACCCUUUGAAUGUAAUGACUGUGAGAAAACUUUUGCCCAUAGUUCAGCCCUCAGAGCACAUCAGAGAGUUCACACAGGGGAGAAACCCUAUGAGUGUAAUGACUGUGAGAAAACCUUUGCCCAUAAUUCUGCCCUCAGAGUCCAUCAGAAAAUUCACAUUGGGGUGAAACUCUACAAAUGUAGUGAAUGUGAGAAAACUUUUUCCCAGAAGACACACCUCAGAGCACAUGAGAGGAUUCACACAGGUGAGAAACCCUAUGAAUGUAGUGAAUGUGGGAAAACCUUCUCCCAGAAAUCAUACCUCAGUGGACAUGAGAGAAUUCACAGAGGGGAAAAACCUUACGAAUGUAAUGAAUGUGGGAAAGCUUUCAUCUAUAAGGCAGCCCUUAUUGUCCAUCAAAGAAUUCACACAGGAGAAAAACCUUAUGGAUGUAAUGACUGUGGGAAAACUUUCUCCCAAAGGACGCACCUCUGUGCACAUCAGAGAAUUCAUACCGGGGAGAAACCUUAUGGAUGUAAUGAAUGUGGGAAAACUUUCGCUGAUAAUUCAGCCCUCAGGGCACAUCAGAGAAUUCACAAAGGGGAGAAACCCUAUGAGUGUAGUGAAUGUGGGAAAACUUUUUCUAAGACAUCGCACCUCAGAGCGCAUCUGAGGACUCGCACAGGGGAGAAACCCUGUCAAUGUAAUGAAUGUGGGAAGACUUUCUCCCAGAAGUCGUAUGUUAGUGCACAUCAGAGAAUUCACACAGGGGAGAAACCUUACGAAUGUAAUAUAUGUGGGAAACCUUUUGGCCAUAAUUCAACCCUCAGGGUACAUCAGAGAAUUCACACAGGUAUAAAAUCCUACAAAUGUAAUGAAUGUGGGAAAACUUUCUCCCAAAAGUCACACCUUAGUGCACACCAGAGAAUUCACACAGGAGAGAAACCUUAUCAGUGUAAUGAAUGUGGGAAAGCUUUUUCCCAAAAUUCAACUCUUGGGGUACAUCUGAGAAUUCACACAGGGGAGAGACCCUAUGAAUGUUAUGAAUGCCAAAAAGCCUUUGUCCGUAAGGCAGCUCUUAGAGUGCAUCACACCAGAAUGCACACCAGAAAGAAAACGCUUGCAUGUAGUGAAUUUGGGAAGUUCUGAAGGGAGUUAUACCUUGUUAGACAGCACAGUAGAGGACCCCAUGUCACAUGGACUGGCAAGUUAUUUCCCUUAACUGUUUUCCUUUUCCACUGGGUAUAUAGCUUGUCUUUCCUUCAUCUGGGUGGGGCUGAUCAUAGAGUGUGAUGCUGUUACGUUUAAGCUAAGUCUGGCCUUAAUAAAUCACCUUAAAUUCUUCCUGUCCUGUGUUUUACUGGAAUGGAGAGCUAUCCAUGGCAGACUUGAGUGCUGUGUAUUGAACAUGGUAGAGCACAGGAUGGAAGAAGGUAGAGUCAAUAACUGGGUGAAAGGAAUCUCCACUGAUAGACCUUUACCAAUUUUUUUUAAGCAAAAAUUAAAUUUUUACUGUUUGGCUGUAAGGAUUUUGGUAUAUUGGUUAAGUGCACAUAGCUUAGCCAACUCUCUGUUAGAAUUGGGUGAAACCCUAUGAAUAUAAUAAAUGUCAGAAGACGUAUAAGAAUUUAACCUAUCAUUGUAUAUCAGAGACAUUACAUGGCAGAAAAAAUGUCUGUCAGUAUUCCUGAAUGAUCAGAAACAUUAAAUAAAAAUCAGAAACCUCAGGGAAAAAUACAAAAAAGCCUUUUCUGCAAAGUAAACUUCAUUAAACAUCAGAUAAUUAAGAUUAGACUAAAAUCUUACAUUUUGAUAAACUGAUAAAUAACACUAUUUAACAAAUACUGAGUUUGCUGUAGAUAAGUUUUUUUCUGAGGAAAUGUAUCAGUUUCAGAAUUGAAGAUAAAAUUCUCAAGUAGAACUGUUGUACUAGAAACUUGUAUUAUAUGUAAUACCAAAUUGUUUAGAAAAUAUGUAAGAAUAUUUGCAAACUCACUGUGGAAUGUGAUGUUUUUAAAAUGGAAGAAUAACUUGAAUUCUGUGGUCACCACCAGUAUGUGUGACCAGUCUCUGAGCUAUGUGGUACAUAUAUAUGAGUCUAUGUAACAGAAUCCAUUAUUGCUGGUGAGUUCUGUUAGAAGACAGUAGCUAAACCUGCUCUGGGCCUGUCCACUUUCCCUUUUUUUUUUUUUUUUUUUUUUGUUUGAGUGACUGUCCUCCUUCUGUUGGCUUUGCUCUAACAGCUUGAUGCUAGAUAUAGCGUGGCCUGCCUACUAUGUCUGAAUCUGGUUCUGUUUUUUCUAGAACAUUGGAGAUUCAUGAAAUUUUCUAAGCUUUCUUGUGUGUAUGUAUGUGUGGGAAGGAAACCAUCUGCAUCAGCAAAAGGCUUGUUUAUAGUUUUCAUAUCAGAUGAAGGCAAGGGUGAAAUAGUUGAUAGGGAAGUCAUUUGGUGUAGAUGCAUUCCUUGUGAAUUAGGCUAAAGCUCAGUCAUGCAGAAAAGGGAAGACGAUAGGACUGCAGGCCUAAGAUAGAGCUGACAAAAUGGAGUCAGUGUGGUUCAGCCACAUAUUCCAUACCUGAUAAUCUGUAUGGCCCCAAAGGGCAUCUGAAUCUAAACUAAGAGAAUAUUAUACACUUGUUCUAAGCCUUUCUUAGUGCACCAGAGUUAUCUUAGAUUCUUCCCUAAUGUAACAGUUGCUUAUUGGCUCCCCUCCAUUUAGCAACAAUCUCACAUUGCCCCCAUUUAUAUCAUUAAGUUUAAAAUAAACAUUUCUCGGUGAUGUCAUUGAUAGUGAUAGCGAUAGUGAUGGUCACAAAAUGAGAUGACCAGGGCUUCCUUCUGAGGUCAUUCCCGAUCAAAAGGGUUGGGUUGUAUAAGGACAGAGAAAUACAGCUAUCCCUUCCAGUAGGCAGCAAAUGUGCAUAGUCAGGCCCAGCUUGGUAAAAUAAAGAUUAUCCAAACCAUCAAUCCCUUUGGAAUUCUUGCCAUUAAUCACAGUAAUAGACAUAGGCUUUGGUUUUGGAAUGUUUCCAGGGUCUUGGACUUUAAUUUUAGCCCCACUAUAGGGACUUCCAGAUCUGGCUUUGAAAAAGAAAAUUGUGAAAUAGGGAUAAAUUGUACAUAAAUUCCUUUUUCACUCCCUAUGCCAAGGACUGAAUGUUUGUGUCCCCUGAAAAUUCGUAUUUUAAAGCCUUACUCCCUAGUGUGAUGAUAUUUGAAGUGUGGAAUCUUUGGAAGAUAAUUAGGUUUAGAUGAGGUUAGGAUGGAGCCCCUAUGAUGGGAUUAAUGCCCUUAUAGGAAGGUGCAGAGACCAGAGCUCUCUUCUCCGUGUCAGCACCCUGCUCUCAAGACUUCCAGGCUCCUGAACUGUGACAAACAGAUGUUUGUUAUUUAAGCCACCAGGUCUAUUUAUUGCAGCUUAUCUAAGACAAUCUAUUCCAUCUACCAAAUACUAACACAAAAGCAUAGUAAUUUAUCAAAUCAAGACCCAUCCUUAAUCCCCUCAUGUUAAGUUGCAAAGCACAACACCGAAGGUUUGUAGACCAGUCCUUUGGUCCUUUGUCACCACCUGUCUAUUGAAGCAGAUGUUUUAGUUGCCCAUUACAAUUGUUUAAUAAACCAUUACUUUGAAGUUAAUAGAGAAUAUAAUGUUUCCUUCCCCAUUGUUGCACUGCAUGGGCAAUAAAGUGAAUACCUUCAUCUGAAGAAAUGUAACCAAGAGGAUAAAGUGAUGCAGUAUAUUUUAUGCCAUUUCUUUGAUAAUAUUAGAAGCAUUGGCUUUAAUCAUUGGGCACUUGAAGCCAAACCCAGAAAUGGUAGCAAGUUUUGUGAGUAUCCAUUUAACACCAACCAGAGCAGGAAGUACUUGAUCGCUAACUACUGGAUAUUCUUAUGAAAAUUUAGCUGUUAAUCUUGUGUGGAUUCCCUUGUAUGUGAUAAGUCAUUUUUCUCUUACUGCUUUCAAAGAUUUCUCUUUGUUUUUAGCUUUAACAUACAUAAUUUAACUGAUGUAUCUUGGUGUGAAUCUCUUUGUGUUUAUCCUACUUGGAAUUUAUUGAGCUUUGUAGAUGUGUAGAUAAAUUUUUUUUUCUCAAAUUUGGGAUGUUUUCAGUUAUUAUUUUUUCAGAUUUUUUUCCUGCUGCUUUCUCUCUAUCCUCUUCUUCUGGUACCUCAUUAUGCAGUUAUGCAUAGGGGAUGCAUUUAAUGGUGUCCCACAUUUCUCUGAAGUUCCAUUCAUUUCUGUUCUUUGGAUUAUAUAAUUUGACACAAUUCAUCUUUCAAGUUCAUUGAUUUCUCUGCCAGUUCAAAUCUACUGUUGAGCCACUCUAGUGAAUUUUUCAUUCAGAUAAUGUGCUUUUCAACUCCAGAAUUUCCUUUUAUCAUGUCUUUCUCCUUAUUGGUAUUCUCUGUUCUUGAGACAUUGUCAUCAUAUCUCCUCUCCCUCCUUUAGCAUGGUUACCGUUAGGUCUCUAAACGUAUUUGUAAUCACUGCUUUGCAGAACUGUCUGCUAGCUCCCACAUACGGGCCCUCUCGCAGGUAGUUUCUACUACUUGUUUUUCCUGCAUACGGGUAACAUUUUAUUUCUUUGCUUGUCUUGUAAUUUUUUUGAAGUGGGUAUUUUAGAUAUACUGUAGCCUCACUGGCUACUGAUUCUCCCACCAUGGGGCUUUUUGUGUUGUUUGCUUUUUGUUUUAAUGAUUUGACUGAACUAUUUUAUUGAAGUCUGCCCUCACAGUGUCUGAUGUGACCUCUGAUGUCACUCCUCAGAAAACAUUGUGUUAGCCAUGUGCACAGUCACCCUAGGUGACGGUGGUUUUAGCAAGGCCCUCUUUAUUUCUUACCCUGAUUUCUCUUUUAAGCUGUUUACCUCCGUUGGUGUCACACCCCACUGUUAGCUAAUUCCCAGCGAUUAGUAAUUUCGACUCAUUUCCUGUUGAUUGCCUUAUCAUUUGUGACAGUGUUCUGGGGCAUAAAUUGCUUCACAGCCUGAUCCUCUCUUCAGGAGUAGUUUUUGAAGCCAGCCUUUGAGGUUUUUUCCUGACCCCAGGAAAGCUUUUCUUAGUUGUCUCUUUUCGCUAGUCUUCUUUGGUAAACUAGCUAGCCUAUACUUUAGCUUGCUGUGGUCAUAGAACUACAUGUCUCCUCUUAAUUGUUUACUGCCCAAAUCUCCAUUUCUUUCAAGAGUCUGCUUAGGUUGAAGCUUCCCCAUAAUAUGUUAAAAAUAAAGUCCGAUCUUUGGGGGGAAGCUUAAGAGCUCUCUUUUUAUGGCAUGUUUCUCCCCUGCUAGGGAAAAAGAUCUCUGUACCACUGCUUCAGAGCUGGAGCUGGAUAUAGGGCUCCUCUUCUCUUAGACGAUAUCCCAGCUUCAUGUGGGAGGUGCUGGGCUGGGGAAGUAGCCUCUGGUCUUCUCAUCUUACCUGUACCAAUAUGGGACCCCUGUCCUGUGAGUAGGGUUGGGGUGAGAGCAUCAGGGUCCUGGUAUUUUCAGCCUACCAUGCUUGGAAAAGACCUUUUGCUCUAUGAGUGGUGGCUGAGGGAGGAGAAGGAAGCCCCUAACCUCUUGGAUGCACUUCCCUGGAAUUUAGCCUCUGUGACAAGGAGCUGGGACAGUGAGCUGUGCUAGUGCUUGCCUCUCCCAAGGAGAUACCAUAACCCUUGACUGGAAACUCGGGGUAGGGGGAAUCCAUCUUCUUAGCUACACCCACCCAGAGUGGAGCUUCUGUAACACUGAGUAAUGAGGAAGGACUGGAGAGAGGGAGUAUAGGUCAUGGCUCAAGUUCUAGAAACUCACUACUGAGAUUUUAUAGAUAUUCUUGAAGAUAUUUUUCUUCCUUUUCUAUAUAUUAAGAUAAUAUCCAGAGGCUUUAAAAGUUUUUUUUAUUUAAAUAAUUGUAACUGGUUAUGGUUGUUUCAGUGAAAAAUAUUUAAUGAAAUGUAUCUAGAUACCAAAAUUCGAAAUAUCUGAUACCCCCAGCCUAGUAUUAGCAGGAAUGCCAAGAAGAACAAAAAUGUGACCAAUAAUGAGGAUAAAAACUAAUCACUAUAGAAGACUCACAUGACACAGAUGAUGGAAUUAGUAGACCAAGCAUGUUUAAAAAUCUUUUGUAAUACCUGCUAUUUAAGUUUCAACAUGUGAAGAGAUUAAAAAUUGUCAUUCCUGUCCUUUUAACAAUAAAAGCUGAAGGAAAUGAAAAUCAGAUUUUCCCCUGAACCCUUCAGACAACUGAGGUCACUGGACACACUGUCCCUCCCAAAUCAAGAGAGACAGGCACUUCCAGAAAUACAGUUGAGAUUUUCUUACCAGGUGCAGAGGCCACAGGAGCCAUAAGCUGAUAGGAAUACUUAAAUAGUAACUUUGAUGAAUUACUGGAGGCUGAAUAUGGAAAACUUUGAGAGAGAAAAACUUCUCAAUUCUGAGAGUACCAGUUUUAGGGCAGCUCUGACACAUUGAAAGCUUUACUUCCAGGAAACCCACUAGGUUCUCAUGGUGGAGAUUUGAGAAAGAUUCCUCAUGGCUCUAGUGGAGGCAGAGAGGGGCAGUCAUUAUAGAAUAUACCUAGAGCCUUCUCCAAACAAAGGCAUAUUCUUCAAGACCAAGAAAAAAAUAAUUUUGUCAGAGCUUUCUCCUCAGUAGGGGAAGGAAUUAUUCCCACUCCAGCCCACUUUAGCCUUCUAUCACCUAAGGAGGGAAAAACCAGAGUGUCAACAGGGGUCAGGGCUUCAAUGAAAUAGAUUGAGAAUUCUGCAGCAAGGAAAGAGAGUUGAGGGUUAGGGGGUGUUAUACCAUUGGAGAAGGGCCAGGGACACUUAUAAAGGUCACACACCUGGGACAUAGACUCAGUGAUUUCAUUAGAAUAUUAAAUUCCCUCUCCCCCAUACCACAGCACGGUUCUUACAUAGUAACAGUGAAUUACAACUGAAGGACUUGCAAAACACAGACUCUCUGGGGGAGAGUAAUUAAGAGGAUACAAAAAUACAUGAGAGGAAAUUGAAACAUUUGGUACCCAUAGUUAGAGCAAAUGUUAACACAGUCCAAUUGUUAGCUAUAAAUCCUCGCACCACAGGUCUGUUUGUUUCUAUUACCCAAUACAACUUUUCUGUCUUUCAAUAAAAAAUUACAAGACAUGCCAAAACACAAGAAAAAUAAUAGUCUGAAGAGAUAAAGCACAGCCAUCAGAACCAGACUCGGGCAUGACACAGUUGGAGUUAUCAGACAGAAAAUGUAAAAUCACUGAGAUUACUACAUUAAAGAGUCUGGAAAAAGUAGACAACAUGCAAGAACAGAUAGGUAAUGGAAGCAGAGAGAUGGGAACGCAAUGGAAAAAUCAAAAAGGAGAUGGUAGAAUCUGAUAAAAGUUUGAAAGCUCCUGCAAUGUGGUAACAACAGCAAACCCCCCCCAGCAACCCAAUUAAAAAGUGGAAACACCUUUCUCCAAAGAAAAUAUACAAAUGGGAAAUAAGAACACAAAAAUAUGUUCAGUGCCACUAAUUAAGAAAGUGCCAGUCAGCCCCACAAUGAGAAACCACAUACAUUGAUAUGGCUAUUAUAAAUAAACAAAAAACAACAACAGAAUAUAACACGUGUUGGCAAGGAUAUGGAGGAAUUGUUGGUGCAUUGCUGGUGGGAAUGUAAAAUAGUGCAUCAACGAUAAGUAACAGUAUAGUGGCUCCUCAGAAAUUAAACUUAGAAUAUAAUAUGAUUCUGCAAUUCUGCAUCUAGGUAUAUACCCAAAAGGGUUGAAGUCAGAGACUCAGAUAUGUGUAUGUCAAUAUUCAUAGCAACAGUAUUCAAGCUAGACAAAAGGUGGAAGCAAGCCAAAGAUUCAUUGAUGGAUGAAUGGAUAAACAAUACAUAUACGUAUAUACAUGUGGCAUAUACAUACAAUGGGAUGUUGUUCAGGUUCAAAAAAGAAAAUUCUGAUACAUGCUACGACUUAAAUCGUGUUAGCUUACUAGGGCUGCCAUACGAAAGUAUCUCAGACUGGGUGGCUUAACAAACACAUUUUUAUGUUCUCACAGUUCUGGAGACUGGAAAUCCAAGACCAUGUGUUCUUCUGACAUUUCGCUCCUUGACUUGUAGGUGACCAUCUUCUCCCUCUGUCUUCACGUGGUCUUUCCUGUGUCUGUGUCCUUACCUCCUCUACUUACAAGGAUGCCAGUCAUACUGGCUUAGGGCUUGUGAUGUACAGUUUGUGUCCCCAUAAAAUUCAUUUGUUAACCCUAAUCCCAAUAUGAUAGUAUUUGGAGUUGUGGCUUCUGGGAAAUUAAUUGGGGCAUGAAGGUGGAGCCCUCAUAAGUGGAAUUUGUGCCCUUAUAAGAAGAGUACAGAGAGAGACAUAGCUUUCUUUUCACUAUGUGAGGACAUAGCAAGAAGCUGGCCUUUUGUAAACCAGGACAGGGGCACUCACCAAUAACCCAAGCCAUCUAGUCUAUAGUAGUUUGUUACAGCAGCCUGAAAUAAGGCAGGGCCCAUCUAUAUGACCUUAUUUUACGUUUAUUACCAUUUCAAAGCCUCUGUCUAAAUGCAGCCACAUUGUGAGGUACUGGAGGGUGGGGUAGAAUUGGGGUGGGGAUAUAAAUUCAGUUGAUAACAUGGAAGAACAUUAAACCAUUAUGCUAAGCCACAAACAAAAGGAUAGAAUAUAAUUCCAUUUAUAUGAGGUACCUAGAACUCUAUGACUCUAUGAGGUUAGACUCAGACAAAAAAUAGAAUAGUGGUUACUAGGGGCUGGAGAAAGGGAGGAAUGGGGAGUUAUAUUUUAAUGGGUUUAGAAUUUCGAUUUGAGGUAAUGACAAAGUUCUGAUGAAGAUUUUAUGUUGUGAUGGUUGCACGAUGUGAAUAUAUAUAUUACUGAAUUUUACAUUUAAAAUGAUUAAAAUGGUAAACUUUAUGUAAUAAGUAUUUUGCCACAAUGCAAAAAAUGCUAGAAAUAUAGCAUACAGUGACAGAAGGGAAGAAUGCCUUUGAUGGGCUUACUAGUAUAUUUUGUCAUAGCCAAGGAAAAACUUGGCUUGGAGAUAUGUCAGUUUAUCAGAGGAGGAAUAAGUAAAAUUAAAUAUUUUAUUUUUCAUAUUCUUAACUGAUCUAAAACAUAAUUUUUUUAAAGCAACAAUUGUCACAAUGUGUGAGUGAUUAUAAGGGGUGUGUGUGUAUAUAUAUAUAUAUAUAUAUGAAAUAAUAUAUAUUUCAUAUAUAUAUGAAAUAAAUGACAGCAAUGUCACAAGGAGUAGUCAGAAGAGAGUACUCUGCUAUCUGAACUACAUGUGAAGUUAUAUAGUGAUAUUUGAAGGUGGACUUAGAACACAAAAAUGUAUAUUGUAGACUGUAGGGCAACCAUUAAAAAUUCUUACAAGAAAAGUAUAAUUCUUUUCACAUUUCCCCCACUUCAUUGAGUUAUAAUUGACAAAAUUGUGUAUAUUUUAAAGGUAUAAUGUGAUUGUUUGAUACAUGUAUACAUUAUGAAAUAAUUACCACAAUCAAAUUAAUGAACUCAUUCAUCACCUCACUCAUUCAUCAAAGAAGUUAAGACACAACAAUGUAAACUACCUAUAACUCAAAAAAAAGUUUUUUUUAAGUUAGCUUUUUGUGUAUGAAAAAUCUGAAGACCUAGUCUCUUAGCAAAUUUUAAGUAUACAAUACGGUAUUAUUAACUAUAGUCAACAUGCUGCACGUUAGAUUCUUAGAAGUCAUUCAUCUCAUAACUGAGUGUUUGUACCCUUUACCAGCAUUUCCUCCACAUUCUGGCAAUCUCCAUUUUACUCUCUAUCAGUUUAACUUUAUCUCUUUUUAUUUUUUUAUUUUUUAUUUUAAUUUUUUAGACAUCUUUUGUUUUCUAUUUGUUUAUUUUUUGAGGGGAGGUUAUUAGAUUUUUACUCAGUUAUUUUUAAUGGAGGCACUGGGGAUUGAACCCAGGACCUCAUGCAUGCUAGGCAUGUGCUCUACCACUGAGCUCUACCUUCCCUCCUGUUUUUCUUUUUUAUAGAUUACACAUAUGUUUAUGUAUUGUCUUUCUCUGACUUAUAUGGUAUAAUGCCUCCAAAGUUUAUCCAUGUUGACAAUGGCAGGAUUUCCUUUUUUAAGGAUGAAAUAUAUAUCACAAUUUCUUUAUACAUUCAUCCAUCAGUAGAUACUAAGUUUAUUUCCAUACCUUGGCUACUGUGAGUAAUGCUGCAGUGAACAUGGGAGUGCAGAUAUCUCUUUGGGAUAAUGAUUUUAUCUCCUUUGGGUUUACAACCAGAAGUGGAAUGCUGGAUCAUAUGUACUAUGUUUAACUUUGAGGGACCUCUAUAUUUGCCUCCUUAUGUAAGGCAAACAUCUUUUAGAUACAACACCUAGAGAGUGAUAGAUAAAAUUUAAAGAAUAAUUGAUAAAUUGGACUUGGUGAAAAUUAUAAAGCCUCUGCUCUUCAAAAGGCAUUAUCAAAAAGUGAAACUGUUUCUUUUUAAAUUGAGAUAUAAUUGACAGAUGUACAACAUGAUUUGAUAUAUAUUUUGAAAUGAUCACCACCAUAAGUCUAGUUAACAUCUAUCACUGUACAUAGUUACAAAAAAAAUUUCUUGUAAUGAAAAAGAAUUCUAAGAUCCACUUUCCUAGCAGCUUUCAAAUAUGCAAUAAAAUAUCACGAACUAUAGUCACCAUGCUAUCAAUUACAUUUUUAUAAGCUAAUUAUUUUCUAUCUGGAAGUUUGUAUCUUUUGACUCCCUUUACUCAUUCCUCCCACCCUCCACCGCUGCCUCUGGCAACCACCAAUCUGUGCUCUGUAUCAAUGAACUUAGUUUUUGUUGUUGUUUUUAGUUUUGUUUUUGUUUUAAAUUCUACAUAUAAGUGAGCUCAUGCAGUAUUUGUCUUUCUCUGUCUCACUUAUUUCAUUUAGCAUAAUGCUCUUGUGGUCCACCCAUCCCGUUGCAAAUGGCAAUAUUUCAUUCUUUUUAUGACUAGUAUUGCACUGUGUGUAUAUAUAUAUACCACAUCUUUAUCCAUUCAUCCAUUGAUGGCCCUAGGCUAUUUCUAUAUCUUGGCUUUUUAAAAUAAUGCUGCAAUGAACACAGUGGUGCAUAUAUCUUUUCACGUUAGUAUUUUUGUUUUCUUCAGGUAUAUACCCAGAAGUGUAAUUGCCUGAUUAUAUGGUAGUUUAAUUUUUUAUUUUUGAGGGACCUCCAUACUGUUUUCUAUAGUGGCUGCACUAAUUUACAUUCCCACCAACAGUGCACAAGGGUUCCUUUUUCUCCACAUCAUCACUCAUACUUGUUAUUUCUUGUUUUCUGAUAAUAGCCAUUCUAAUAGGUCUGAGAUGGUAUUUCCUUGUGGUUUUGACUUGCAUUUCCUUGAUGUUUAGUGAUGUUGAGCAUCUGUUCCUGUCAGGUCUUAUAUUUAAGUCUUUAAGCCAUUUUGAGUUAAUUUUUUUAAACUUUCUAUUGAUUUAUAAUAAUUUUACAAUGUGUCAAAUUCCAGUGUUCAGCACAAUUUUUCAGUUAUACAUGAACAUAUAUAUAUUCAUUGUCACAUUUUUUUCUCUGUGAGCUACCAUAAGAUCUUGUAUAUAUUUCCCUGUGCUACAUAGUAUAAUCUUGUUUAUCUAUUCUACAAUUUUGAAACCCCAUCUAUCCCUUCCCACCCUCCGCUCCCUUGGCAACCACUAGUUUGUAUUCUAUGUCUAUGAGUCUAUUUCUGUUUUGUAUUUAUGCUUUGGGUUUUUUUUGUUUUUGUUUUUGUUUUUUAGAUUCCACAUAUGAGCAAUCUCAUAUGGUAUUUUUCUUUCUCUUUCUGGCUUACUUCACUUAGAAUGACAUUUUCCAGGAGCAUCCAUGUUGCUGCAAAUGGUGUUAUGUUGUCGGUUUUUAUGGCUGAGUAGUAGUCCAUUGUAUAAAUAUACCACAUCUUCUUUAUCCAGUCACCUGUUGAUGGACAUUUAGGCUGUCUCCAUGUCUUGGCUGUUGUAAAUAGUGCUGCUGUGAACAUUGGGGUGCAGGUGUCAUCCUGAAGUAGGGUUCCUUCUUCCCACUAAAAUCUGGGACAAGACAAGGAUUCCCACUAGCACCACUCCUAUUCAACAUAGUCCUGGAAGUCCUAGCCACAGCAAUCAGGCAAGAGAGAGAAAUAAAAGGGAUCCAAACUGGAAAAAAA
Molecule: messenger RNA, 15149 nt
Organism: Camelus dromedarius (Arabian camel)
Lineage: Eukaryota; Metazoa; Chordata; Mammalia; Artiodactyla; Camelidae
Product: zinc finger protein 658
Exons: 8
Coding region: 1410-4172 (920 amino acids)
Biological process (GO): regulation of transcription by RNA polymerase II
Cellular component (GO): nucleus
Molecular function (GO): DNA-binding transcription factor activity, RNA polymerase II-specific; RNA polymerase II cis-regulatory region sequence-specific DNA binding
Source: RefSeq, a predicted model, not a curated record